AUGGCAUCAAAGGCCGCUCCCGUGACGGCGGCCUCCAUGGCUGCUGCUCGUCGCGACCCGCAUCAUCAUCAUGAAGUGGCCUCUUCUGAUGACGAUGAUGACGCCGCGCUGAUGAUUACCGAGUUUAAGCUCGCCGGCAUGAACAUCUCCGAAGUCCCGACCCGGGUCACCAAGGCCACCUUUCUUCACUUUCUUGACCUUUCCAACAACACACUCACCACCCUUUCCGAGUCUUUUUUCACCCUCGUUCAUUUGACCGAGCUCAACUUGAGCAACAACCACCUUUCAGCCCUGCCCAAGCACAUUGGCCAGUUGACAAACCUUGUCAAGCUCGACCUGAGCAGCAACCGCCUCACACAUCUGCCCGAAGAACUCACUCAGCUUACAGAUUUGGAGACACUCAAUGUGAGCAACAACCGGCUGGCCACCAUUCCCGCCCCCGUGCUGGCGCUCGAGCAACUACAAAAGCUCUACAUUGGCUCCAACGCCAUCACAGCGCUCCCGGCAGACAUUGCCCGCUUGAAGAACCUCGAGGUGUUGUACCUCGGCGGCAACCUUCUUCGCACCGUCAACGACAACCUAUGCCAGCUCUCGCGGCUGACACUGCUCUACUUGGGUGGCAACCGGCUGCGCAAGCUCUCGCCCAAGAUUGCCAAUCUACAUCGCCUGCGCACCCUCAACCUUCACGAUAACCAGCUUCAGUUUCUCCCACCUGCCAUUGUGGACAUGCGUUCUCUGCGCCAGCUCUCGCUGCGUAAUAAUCCCCUCGUCACGGACUUUGUUGAAGACGUGCGGCCUGAGCCCCUGUCACUCUUGGAGCUUUGCGCGCGUGAAAUCAAGCGCAAUGGCAUCAAGUAUUGCCGUCACUGCCUGCCCGCCGAGCUUUGCCGCUACCUCGACUCGGCCAAGUGCUGUAGCAACCCGGCGUGCAUGGGCGUCUACUUUACCGAAGGUGCCCGCUCUGUGGAGUUUGUCGAUGUGUGUGGCAAGUACCGCGUGCCUCUCAUGAAAUACGUCUGCACGCACGGUUGCGAGCCGCGCAAGCCGCAUGCAUCAACCGCCUCUGUUCCCUCUGCCUCUGGUGCCGCCAGCAGCACCGCUGCGGCUUCUGCCCCGGCCCCCGCAUCCUCAUCGGGUGGUGCUCGUGACAAGGCCGACCUUUCUCCAGCACAGCAAGCGCGCCUUCAGCGCGUGCUCCUGACAGGCUACAAGGAAGAGGAGUGCUGUCACUCCUAA
Molecule: messenger RNA, 1236 nt
Organism: Monosiga brevicollis MX1
Lineage: Eukaryota; Choanoflagellata; Craspedida; Salpingoecidae
Exons: 4
Coding region: 1-1236 (411 amino acids)
Molecular function (GO): protein binding
Source: RefSeq, a predicted model, not a curated record